AUGUCUUCCGCAUCAUCGCGGCCCCGGGGUAACCGGCGUGUGGAUAGCAUCCAGAAUGAGAAGCGCAUAUCCCGCGCCCCUUCACGAAUACGGGCCAAAGCAGUCAGUUACAAUGAUGCAUACACAUUUGCCCUCAGGGUCGCAUAUCUACACCAUCUUCUUCAGCCCAGGGCCAAAAGGAAGCAGUUUGUUCCAGCACCAAAGCCCUUGAAAGUCCGGAAGACUCUCAUGAUUGGAGAUCUGGUACAGGAGUUUUCUCUCAUAAAGGACACCAAGAGCGCCAAGUUUCCCCAUGGCUUCAUGUCACCACUGGAGAAGCGGAUACAAGGCGUCUUGAUGGGAACAGAGAAACUUCCUGGAUACAACGAUGCGGCUGUUAAGCGGACUUUUGCUGAAGCAUAUACGGCCUUUACAGAGGCAGGGUUUCGACGGCGGAUGGACAAGGAACGCAGGGUGGAAGACCUGGUUCUGAUCUUUUAUUCGAACGCAACGAAGGCUUUACAAAAGGGCAAGGCUCCGGACGAAGAUUCUUGGAAGUUGCUAGUUGACCAGCAUGUUGCCCUGUUCGUAAGGCUCAUCAGCAAUACUCUCAAAUCCCAUGGCAACGACAGGGACAGACCCGAACUUAUGAGUCGAUUGGCGACAUUGGAAAGCAAAUUGCUCACAAACGACCAAGACUUGUCUAACGACACUGCCGAUGGACCUGGCGGAUCAAGCAUCGAAGUUGUGGUGCCGCUGAGCACCGACGUGAAAGAUAUGCCAAUGGUUCAGACUGUGGCCAGGAUAUUCGGCUUGGCUCUUUCUCAGGUCCAGUCUGAUAUUGAUUUAAAUAACAAGAUGUGGACAGAAGAAAAUGCUCUGAGCGACCUCAAGGCAUACCAACACUGCCUUAACGCCAGUACUAGGAAGACUUUGCGGAGUGAUGAUUUUGAUCUGGAGGAAGGUUAUCAGGCAUGGAAAGCAGCGGAAGGCCCUGAGCUGUCCCAGAUGAUGGCUCAGAUACUUCAGGCCAAGCCAGAGCUCGUAAAAUCAACUUCAAGCUCCAAUAGACCUCUUCCACCUGUCAGAACUUCAUCGUAUAUAAAUGACGACCAGACCUAUUCCGACAUCGCCAAGACAAUUUCAAAUCCAGGCGAACUAAGCUCCUCGUCAUAUGCAUUCGAUCAGCCUUUCGAUAUGAGUGCUCUAUCGCUCGACGAUGAGAAAACUGGCCGACUACACCUCGAAGAAUCCACCUACACGUUCAUUCCACCAGAUCCGCGCUCAUUCUACCGAGCCAUUCUGUGCCAUGCCAUGACCUUUGAUCAGCUACAUGCUCCCUCCGACGCCUCGGCCACUAGCCCGCCUCUUUCUCGAGCUUCUACCGAGUUAUUGAACGAGCUUUGCAUGCGAUGGCGAAUCCCCCAAUUCUCACGCCUUGUACUAUUCCUAGAUGUAGCUGCUCAAAAGUUUCUGGACCAGGAGAUUGGACUUGACGAGCUUGACUCUUCUUUCGAAUUUGUGAAGAACCCACCCGUCGAAAAUAAGCGGGCCAGUAUAUACUCGCAUCCCGCCACCCCAAGUCUGGCUUCUAUCGAUCAAAGUUACUGGACAGUCCAGGACUUUGCCUUGUAUCGCCAGGUCCUAUCAAGUCUAAACGAUGGUCUCCUCCGCGAUCUCUACGAUUUGCUUCAGCAUUGCUACGAUACGAAGCCACCGUCCCCUGGUCCUGUCCUGACAGUUCUAGAUAAUCACAUUCAUGGUGACCCUUCUUUUGAUUUGGGCUCUGGCGAACUCGAUGCCUACAAGGUUCAGCUGGCAGAUGGGCUGCGAUCUAAGGCUGCGUCUGUCUAUCGAGGUUACCUAGAGACCGAGAUACCCCAAAAUCAAGAAGAGUGGCAGUUCUACCAUGUUGUCCAACUCGGAAAGUCCGUCGUAAAGCUUUGCGAGCGGAUUCAAAAACGAUACAGGAAGAAUCCGGACAUCAUGGGUGUCAACCCAUUGAUGAUUCUCGUAGAAACCAUGUUCCCAAGUUUCGAAAACGACGCUGGAGAUCUAAUCCAGCGGAUUCUUCGCGUUGCUCAAGAGAACAACACCGAGGUAGAUUUACAAGACGGAUUUGACCUCUACCGGGAAUUGGUCGAAAUCCGUCGAAUCCACCAUGGAGCACUUCCCGAAGUUCCAUUCGCCUUCCAUAUUGAAGAGCUGUUAGCAGACUUUGUAUGGCGCUGGAUUAAGGUGUCCGAGUCGAAAAUGGUGGAACUGGUAGAUGAGGCUAUCAAGCAAGACCAAUUUCAAGUUCGAUCAGACAGCCAUGAUAGACCUGCCACAGACGACGAGCGACACAGUGUAUCCGUGAUUGAUAUAUUCCGUCUAUUUAACCAGACAGCAGAUCAGAUAUUUCAGCUCGAGUGGGAUCAUGACGUACAAUAUGCAAAGUUCAUGACAGCCUUAUCGAAGGCGUUCGGUAUAGGACUAGCGAGAUAUUGCGAGGUUGUGGAGGGAAGAUUCGUCAAGGAAAUGGACAGACUCUCCCCUGCGCAAGAAGCUGCUGCCGCGCAGACCAAGCAGGAGAAAUGGAUGCAACUUGCCAAGGAUGCCUGGAACAACAAGGAAAAGAUCGAGCCAUUCCAGUUCUACCCCGAGUCUUUCGUGAAACUGAACAAUAUUGAGUACGCUGUACAGCAGCUUGACGUUCUGGAGAAGACCAUGAAUGUUGAUGCCUGCGCGGACGUUCUGGCAAAGAACGCCCCGCCCAAAGAGAAGCAGCGAAGGACUUCGAAAUACGUUUUUACAAUCAAGAUUGUGGAAGCCGAAGAGCUCAAAGCUUGUGACCCAAACGGAACUAGUGAUCCAUACGUCGUUCUGGGCGACGAGUACCAGAAACGUCUUGCAAAGACAAGAGUGGUAAUGAGAAGCCUCAACCCUCGUUGGGAAGAGUCAGUAGACAUUACAGUCCAGGGAGCUCUCAAUGUUAUCGCAACAAUCUGGGAUUGGGACACCUUUGGUGAUCACGAUUUCGUAGGAAGAACAUCGCUGAAGCUGGACCCGGUCCAUUUCAGCGAUUAUCUGCCUCGAGAAUACUGGCUGAACUUGGACACCCAAGGCAGGCUUUUACUUCGUGUCAGCAUGGAAGGAGAGAGAGAUGAUAUCCAAUUUUAUUUUGGCAAGGCCUUCCGCUUGCUCAAAAGGACAGAGAGGGACAUGACUCGGCACAUUACCGAUAAGCUCUCACAGUACAUAAAGAACUCCCUAUCGACGGAGGCUUUGAGGCAUGUCAUCUCUCCUGGUGGAAUCUCCGCAUCCGUCACAAGUCUAUGGAAGAGCCGACAGUCCAUCGUGACAACCAUCUCGCCUCUAGAUGUCGAGAACGCUCUGAAGCCUCUCUUCACAUAUUUCGACGAGAAUUUUGCGAUCAUGAAGCAAACUCUGACUGAUUCAUCCAUGGUCAUGGUCAUGACUAGACUCUGGAAAGAAGUCCUCCUUGCCCUAGAAGGUCUCCUUGUCCCGCCCUUAUCAGACAAACCGUCCAGCCAACGCCCACUCACACAGCAAGAGAUGGACAUUGUGUUCAAAUGGCUCGAGCUACUCUUCGAAUUCUUCCACGCCCGCGACGAAGAAACCGGCGAAGUAAUGGGUGUCCCAGCGGACGUCCUCAAGUCGCCCAAGUACCAUGAACUCGCUUCCCUCAACUUCUUCUACUUCGACACUACGGAAAAUCUCAUCCGUACAUCGGAGCGCAUGACUACGGCCUCCAUCCAACGCGCCAACGUUCAGCGAAACCGCCUUUCGGCGCCGCCUACCCUCGGGGCCAGCUUUGGAGGCUUGAUGGGCGCGACUUCGAUGAAGAGGUCCAAGAGCAUUAUGCUGAGCCGGAAUCUGGGCACGAUGAAGAAGGCCAAGGAGGAGAAGAGGAAGGAGGCGCAGGCUGAUCCGAGUGAUGAUAUGAUUUUGAGGAUUCUCCGGAUGAGGCCCGAGGCUACGAAUUAUCUGAGGGAUCGAUCCAGGCAGAAGGAGAGGCUGGCCGCGGCAGCUGCGGCGGAGAUGAUCGUGAGGCAGAGCCUUGCGGCUGGGGGACCGAGAUUUGGGGCGAACCAUCUGCCGCGGAGGUGA
Messenger RNA from Drepanopeziza brunnea f. sp. 'multigermtubi' MB_m1, 4092 nucleotides. RefSeq lists its product as uncharacterized. Lineage: Eukaryota; Fungi; Ascomycota; Leotiomycetes; Helotiales; Drepanopezizaceae. The record is from RefSeq and is a predicted model, not a curated record.